CCACAGCUCAGCAGCAGCGGCCAGCGGCUGAAGCCCGUCUGCGCCCACCGUCUGUCUGCUUCGCUCCGACACCAACUGAACGUGUUUUAAUCACCGGGAAAGUUUUCAGGCGGACGGGAAGGAGACCAGCUCGGAAUAUUUCAUGGUUGGAGUUUAAAAAUCCCUAAACUUCGCAUCAAAACAGACCACAGGGAGUGUUAGCUGGAGAUAAAUGGUGGCUGUGUGGCGUUAAAUGUGCUGCACACGGCCAUAAACGCUCAACUCUCACGGCCCCUUGUGUUGUUACUGAGGUAAAUAUUAAACCAGAGGAGGAAAGGAGCUGUCGCUUAGCAAGGACAAGAGGCAGCAGAUGUUUGCUGACCAAACGCUCAGGAACACUUUUGGUACAUUCUCCAUCCAAACUACUUCCUUAAAGGUCCGCGCAGAGUCAUCGUCUGAAAGCGGAGAUGUCUUCCAAAACGCCGAGCUCCAGUAGCGUCGCGCAGGCCAGGCGGACGGUGCAGCAGCUGAGGAGGGAAGCUCGCAUCGACAGGAUAAAAGUGUCCAAGGCUUCAUCAGACCUGAUGCGCUACUGUGGAGAGCAUGCCAAGAACGACCCUCUCCUUAUGGGCAUCCCAACCUCAGAGAAUCCCUUCAAAGAAAAGAAACCUUGCACUGUUUUGUAGCUGAAUACCCAAACUGUUGCUUUUCUACACUCUUAUGUAACAUGGCUGUUAGUAGUUUGAACAAACUUGCCUAAAAGCCUCGGUGGUGGUUGACUUUUUUUCACAUUUACCAUUUUUUUUCCAGAUUAUAAAUUGCAGGGGUUUUUUUUAUAGUUUGUCUGAUUCUGCAUCUUAUAGCCCAGUGUGACUUGUGUAUGAUUUUUUUCUCUUUUAUUUCUCUUCUUGUAUUUUUUGACUGAUGCGUCAAAUGUUAAUUCAUACUGACGGUCAUGAACCAAGGCUAGGCUUGCAGCUGUGAGGAAGGGAAGGUGACCAGACCUGGAGGAACGAGUGUGUUGCCUCAACAACUUGUUCCUGUGAAUGGUGUAGUUACAUCUCUAUGCCCUGAAUGUUGCCAAGGAGAUGAACAUGUGACUUUGCAGGCAGGUCUUCUUGGUGCAACAGCUUCAUUGAACGCAACUGCCUGUCUCCAGGCGUCUCCGCUCCGCUGCGCACUUCACCGCCUAUGGCAGGAUAAUCUGACGAGGUGGCACGAAUUGUCAGAACAUUGGCAGAGUCGUUUCUGACCACCUGAUUUACGGCACGAACGUCGGUGCGUCAGAAACUGCCAGCAGACUACCAGGCUAAAGUCCACCGGUUCCGUGAGUUUGUUAAAAAACAACUGGAACUUUUCAUCAACAUGGAUGAGGUCAACCUUAUACUACGAGGCAACUUGCAGUCCGGAAAAUAUGGUACUCUUUAAAUAAAAGUAAAACCAAAGAACAGGGAGAAGUCAGAAACUUUUACGUCUAGGUAUAAUCUGCAUGUUAGCCCAGUGGUGGCUUCACAUUUCCUCUGUGGCAGCAAACGCCUGAUGAAUAAUUACCACAUCUUACCAAAACAAGACCCUUAACUCGUUGGGUCAAUCUGAUAGAAAAGCCUUUACCUCUUAAUUUCAUCAUGCCAGCUUGAGGAAGGAGGGAGUUUGUGCUCUACUGAUAAGGACCAUUCAAGAUAAUGACGUCCUGUCAGUGGGCCAGCAGGCUGCUGCCCAUUACUGCAUGACAAAUGGAGACGGUGAAGCUCUGUUGCUGGUGAUGGCCAGCUGUUGCCUCAGGCAGCCAUGGACUAACAAUCGCAAGUAGAGAUCAUGCUUGGUGUCCAUUUAUAGGUCGCUCCAAACAGCAGUGUCCAUGUGUGUUCCAUAGAGAACGUGGAUUCAUUCCUUAGUUUAUAGAUUUGUAAAAGAAAAAACAAAAACAACAUGUUGUACGACGGGCAGAUGUUGAAUCGUCACAAGGAUAAAAGAGAGCAGAUUUCCUGGAAUACGCUCAGCCUUCUGCUUUUCUGUUGAAAGUCUUGCCGUGUUGCAGCCUAAAAGAAGCACAGCCACAUAUCAAUAUACCGCUGAAUACAGAAAUACUGCAAACAAUUUGAAUAAAAGCCCAUUUAUUUCAUAAACUUUAUCUUUAAGUGAAACAUUAUAUAGAUUAACUACACUCAGACAAAUGUUUGUUAAUUACGAUGAUUUUCCACUCACAGCUAAUGAAAGCGAGACAUUUAAAAUUAAAAUAUUACACCAGACAGAUCAAAAAUAUAUUUGCAAAAACAGCGAGGAAAUGUAGGUUUAGUACCUGCUUAUUUUCAAAAGCUACUUUUAAUCUGACAAACGAGACGCAUCUGGAAAAAUAUUCACAUUUACUGAAAAUGUCUUUAGGAAAUACAGCUGGACUUUUCUUUGACAGUAUUUCAAACAUCUCACUGAUGCUGAACAGACUCAUUAUCAGUUCAGCUCAGUUUUAACAUGAACUCCGAGAGAAACAGGGCAACCAGAAAAAAAUCCUUUUUUUAUUUUUAGUUUUUUCUUUUGUUACUAUCCGUUAUGUCCUAAAGUAAAACACAACCCUCCUGGGUAAUUUGAAUAAAAAUUGUGGUUCUGAUUUUUGUUUCCAGCAGCAUAUUCCUAUUUAUGGGAGUUUUCCUGCCAUUAUUUUGGCUCUUUUCUUUUAUACAUUUUCAAUCUCCUUUGUGAGACACUGGUGGGUUACUGGACUGUGAAAGCUGGAUUUAAGUUGACCGUUAUACUUAGAGACAUUCUGUGCUCUUAAUCUCCUUACCUGUUUCAAUUAAUCUUUAAUUUGUUUGCUGCUACAGUUUUACUUUUGCCAGAGUCUUAUUCCCGAAGCCAGACAGCUUCAACUCUGAGAGCUACAUUUGUUUUAGUCACAUAAGUGCUUUAGGCUAAUACUGUGAAUAAUGAAGGCUUUAAGUGAGUAGUUUGCUUUUCACUGUGUAAUGGAUUAUUGCUUAUUUGUGUCAAUAAACAGUGCUGAGAAGAAGUAUUUGCCCCAUUA
Molecule: messenger RNA, 2998 nt
Organism: Xiphophorus maculatus (southern platyfish)
Lineage: Eukaryota; Metazoa; Chordata; Actinopteri; Cyprinodontiformes; Poeciliidae
Gene: gng12b
Product: guanine nucleotide-binding protein G(I)/G(S)/G(O) subunit gamma-12-like
Exons: 5
Coding region: 447-665 (72 amino acids)
Biological process (GO): G protein-coupled receptor signaling pathway
Cellular component (GO): heterotrimeric G-protein complex
Molecular function (GO): G-protein beta-subunit binding
Source: RefSeq, a predicted model, not a curated record